AUGGAAAUAGACCCUUGGAGUGCAGUGAAAAACAUCUCCACCACUCUUACUGGUGUGGAUCCUAAGAUUGCUCAGUUAGAGGCGGCUAAGAAGGCAUUGAAAUUGCUCCAGUCUACUGGGAACUCAAAUCCAUUGAUUGACUUAUCCAUAGCAGCUUCUGAAGGUGAUAACGAAAAAUUAUUGGAGAUUUUGAAGAACAAAGAGACUUACGAAUACUUGAACAAAGAAGAUGAUAGUGGUCUUUAUCCAAUUACUUAUGCUAUUGUCUUUGAUAAUGAAGAAGCUGUGGAAAUUAUCCUAGCAAAAUCUGCUGAGAAUUUGAACAAACCAGAUGCAAUGUUUGGAUAUACACCAUUGAUGUGGGCGGUAUGGCUACAACAUAAGGGAAUUGUUGUAGAAUUGUUGAACCAUGGUGCUAAUUUAGAAGCUGAAGGUAAAAAUGGUAUAACCGUCUUCGAUUUAGUUAAACCAGGUUCAGAAAUGUAUGAUUUUUUUGAAGAACAUGGAUUAUUGGAAAAUAAAAACAAAUCCAAUGAAGAUAGUGAAGAUAUGUUUUAUAAGGCAGCUGCUAUACCAAGUGCUGAAAAAGAAGAUGAAUUGUAUGAUAACAUAAGGUUGAAAACUGCCGGGUUGAACAUUACAGAUGAUACGAAUUUAUAUCAAGAUUCAAAUGCAUUUACAGCAGGUACAGCAGCAACAACAGCCAAUGCCUUAUUUGAUGAUGAAUUUAAUUUCAAUAAAUUACAAAAAAAUCAAUACAUUAUAUUUUCAGAUUUUGACAUUCCAUCAAUUUUAGAUUUAAUUUUCGAAUUAGAAAAGAAACAUGCACAUAAGACUACCUAUCCAGCUGCAGUUAUUUAUCAAUGUGUUAGAUAUGCAGAUCACUCGAAGAAAAGUGAUUUGUUAGUUGAGAAUUUCUUAAAUUUAGCAUUUACAAGAAUUAGAGCCAGUACAGCUUCAAAAUCUGGUGUUACCAGUAUUCAAAGUCAAGGUGAUAUUGUUUUACAAAGUUAUUGGUUAUCAGUUAUAAACUUUCUUUAUUAUUACCUAUGUCGUGAUGAUGGAUUUUUCAAAAGAUAUCCAAGAUUAUUGCAAGAUUUAGUUAUAACAUAUCAAUCAUUGAUUAUUGAAUUAACAAAUUCAAUUAAAUUUAGAUUGAAUGAUUUAAUUGAUGAUUGUUUAUUAAAUUUUGUCAAUAUACCAGUUAUUAAUGGUACUCUUUAUAAAAAUGAUUGGAAUUUUUUCAAGAAGAAAUCACAACAAAAAUCAACAUUUGAUGAUAUUUAUAAAAUGUUAUAUCCUCCAUCAGUUAAAGAACAAUUAAAACCAUCGCCGAUCAAGAUCACACAAACUUUAGGUGCUUUGCUUUAUGUUUUAGAAUUACAUGAUGUUCAUCCAUUGAUUACACAACAGACUUUUUCAUCUGUAUUUUAUUGGUUAUCAAUAACUUUAUUUAAUAGAGUUUUAUCACAGAAAAAAUAUCUUUCAAGAGCACAAGCUAUACAAAUAAGAUUAAAUGUGUCAGUUAUUGAAGAUUGGACAAGAUCAAAUAACAAAUCACCUUCAUUACCUGAUAUUGAUACUUAUUUAUUAAAAGCAUUCCCAUAUACAUUAAUAGAGGAAAAUAUAACUGAAGAACAUCCAUUAGUCUUGAAUAAAGUGGCAUUUUAUAACGGUAAUGUUAAAGAUCCAAAUGAUUUAGCAUUCUAUCAUACUUCGUUGUUUUCGAUAUUAAAGAUUCAUUUCGAAGUCUUUUAUGAGUUAUUACAGUGGUUACAAACAUUUACAAUUCUUAGAGAUGAGGAUAGUUUACUUGCUAUAUUUGAGAGUUUACAAUCGUUAAAUGCUGCUCAAUUAAUGAGAACUAUUGACAAAUAUAGAUAUGAAGUUGAUGAAGAAAAAUUUCCAAAAACUUUAUCCAAGAAAAUUCAAUCCAAAGUUAAAAAUGAAGAUCAAAAAAGACCAAAUAUACUAUAUCAAGGUAAUGAUUUCUUAUAUUUAAAUCCAAGUCAAGAUUUCCCUGUUGCAUUACCUACAAUUCCAGAACUAGUUAAUGAAUAUGGUGCCGGUCUUGGUGGUAUUGAUAAGGCUAAAGCUAUUAAAUAUCAACCAUUCCUUCCUUAUGAAAUUAUAGAUUCAAUUGAUGAAAUUCAUGAACAAAAGGCCAAACAAAAACAAAAACAAGAAGAAGAUGAGGCAAAUGAAAGAAAGAAUGAAGAGUAUAAUGAUGAAGAGCAAGAUGAUGAUGACGAUGAUGAAGAACGUGAAAAAGAGAGGGAUAGAAAUGGAAACAAUAAUAAUAAUGAAGAAGGUUUUGGAAACGAUAGACACGAUGAAUUGUUCCAAAGUCUACAAGUUCCUAGUUCUCUAGCACAUCGUAAUUGGGGAGUCGAUGAUGAAAACACUAUGAACCCGUGGUAG
Messenger RNA from Hansenula ciferrii, 2421 nucleotides. RefSeq lists its product as uncharacterized. Gene Ontology annotation, molecular function: GTPase binding. Lineage: Eukaryota; Fungi; Ascomycota; Saccharomycetes; Phaffomycetales; Wickerhamomycetaceae. The record is from RefSeq and is a predicted model, not a curated record. The transcript has a single exon. Bases 1 to 2421 code for a protein of 806 amino acids.